AUGUCGACCACGAACAGAGAAAUCGAGCGACGGCUGAGAGUCCUAGUGGUGGGUUCAGGUGGACGAGAACAUGCACUCGCUUGGCGUCUGGCAGCAUCUCCCAGAGUCGAAGUUGUGCACGUUGCGCCCGGGAAUGGUGGUACAAGUGAGGCCCACGACAAGAUCCUUAACUUCAACAUCGGAACCUCAAAGACACAUUUUCCUGAUCUUGUCUCACAUGCUAAGAACCAUGGCCUCAAUCUGGUCGUGGUGGGUCCAGAAGCACCCCUGGUCGAUGGCAUUGAGAGCUUCUUUCAUAGUGUAGGUAUACCAGUAUUUGGCCCGUCGAAAGAGGCUGCUAUGAUGGAAGGGUCGAAGACGUUCUCGAAGGACUUCAUGCAGAAAUAUGGAAUCCCUACAGCGGCUUAUCAGAACUUUACCGACUACGAAAAGGCUAAAGAGUAUGUUCAUACCGUCAAGCACAAUGUUGUGAUCAAAGCGUCUGGUCUGGCUGCAGGAAAAGGUGUGAUCAUUCCUACUAGCAAACAAGAAGCAUACGAUGCACUGGAGACUAUUAUGGUCAAGAAAGAGUUCAAGGAGGCAGGAGACGAGGUUGUUGUUGAGGAGUUUCUUGAGGGCGAAGAACUGAGUGUACUGACCUUCUGCGAUGGCUACACAGUACGAUCUCUCCCUCCUGCCCAGGAUCACAAGCGAGCUCUUGACGGCGACCAGGGGCCGAACACUGGUGGAAUGGGUGCUUAUGCGCCAACAAACCUUGCUACGCCAGAGCUCUGUACGCAGAUCGACCGAGAUAUUAUUCAGCCCACGAUUGAUGCGAUGCGAAAAGAGCGCAUGCCGUUCAAAGGUAUACUCUUUACUGGCCUGAUGAUAACUGCGACUGGUCCAAAAGUGCUCGAGUACAAUGUUCGAGGUGGUGAUCCGGAGACGCAAACUCUUCUUCCAUUACUAAGCGACGACACUGACCUGGCGGAGGUUAUGCUUGCUUGCGCAGAAGGAUGGCUCGAUUGUGCUACCCUUAAGAUCAAACCAGGAGCAUCAGCAACUGUGGUUGCCAGCGCAGAAGGCUACCCUGGUGAGUAUGCGAAGAAUCGACAAAUAUCUCUCCACAAAGCAGCUGCAGACACAUACAUCUUCCAUGCAGGCACACUCCGAGACGGCAAAGGACUGUGGUCAGUCGGUGGCAGAGUCAUUGGGUCAACAGCGACAGGUACCGACCUUGAAGAAGCUGUUGCUAAGGCUUACCAAGGCAUGGAAACAAUUAAAUUCGAUGGUAUGCAUUUCCGGAAAGAUAUUGCUCACCGAGCCUUCGCGGCCAAAGAGAAACCGAGGCGGCCAAGUGAAACACCUCUCACAUAUGCUUCUGCUGGUGUUUCUAUUGACGCUGGCAAUACGUUAGUGCAGAGAAUCAAGAAGCAUGUCAAAAGAACCAUGCGACCUGGCGCAGAUGGCGAGAUUGGUGGGUUCGGUGGAGCAUUUGACAUGUCCAAACUGGGCAAACCAGGAUUCCCUACCAUUGUAACUUGUUGCGACGGAAUAGGAACGAAGCUCAAGGUCGCAUUUGCUACACAGAUACAUAAUACAGUUGGCAUUGAUCUCGUCGCGAUGAGUGUAAACGAUCUGAUUGUGCAGGGUGCAGAACCCCUCGCUUUUGUGGACACAUACACAUGCAGUACACUGGACGUCGACACAUGUGAGGCUUUCGUGAAAGGUGUGGCUGAUGGCUGUGAGCAGUCGGGAUGUACACUAGUGGGAGGCGAAACAGCUGAGAUGCCAGGGCUGCUUGCUAGCACAGAGUACGAUGCAGUGGGCACAGCUGUUGGCUGGAUAGAUACGGGGUCCGGUCAAAAAGUGCUGCCAGAAAUUGAUGGCAUGACAGAAGGCGAUAUCUUGCUCGGUCUUGCAUCGAAUGGUCUGCAUUCCAAUGGGUUCUCCCUGGUAAGGAAAAUCAUCGAUCGAAAGCGGUUAGCAUGGGACACGCCAGCACCAUGGGAUCCAGAUACUAUAGUCAGCAAGAGCGUACUCACACCCACCCGGAUCUAUGUCAAGCCACUGUUGAGUGUGGUUAAGAAAGAUCUGGUCAAGGGCAUGUCACACAUCACAGGCGGAGGAUUGCUGGAGAAUGUACCAAGAAUGCUACCGAAGCAUCUUACUGCUGAGAUUGACGUCAAAACAUGGGAGCGGCCAGCAAUUUUCAGGUGGCUUCAAGACGCCGGAAAGGUCGAUCUGCAUGAAAUGAGCAGAACGUUCAACAAUGGUAUUGGAAUGGUACUGGCAGUUUCGGAAAUGGCGCAUGGGGAGGUAAAGAGGAUGCUUGAGGCGGAGGGCGAAAAAGUACACAAAAUUGGCAGAUUGAUACCCAGGAAGGAGGACGAAGGUUGUGUGUUCUUGAGUUUAGAGACAUGGUCGUCGUAG
Messenger RNA from Lithohypha guttulata, 2412 nucleotides. RefSeq names its product Bifunctional purine biosynthetic protein ADE1 (gene ade1). Gene Ontology annotation, cellular component: cytosol. The transcript has a single exon. Gene Ontology annotation, molecular function: phosphoribosylformylglycinamidine cyclo-ligase activity; ATP binding; phosphoribosylamine-glycine ligase activity. Gene Ontology annotation, biological process: 'de novo' IMP biosynthetic process; adenine biosynthetic process. The record is from RefSeq and is a predicted model, not a curated record. Lineage: Eukaryota; Fungi; Ascomycota; Eurotiomycetes; Chaetothyriales; Trichomeriaceae. The coding region runs from base 1 to 2412 and encodes 803 amino acids.